AUGAAGCUGGCGGUCUUUAGUGCCAAAUCCUACGACCGCACCUACUUGGACCAGGUGCGUGACCAGCACUUUCCCGAGCUCUGCACCAUUGAGUACCAUGCCUUCGCGCUGUCUGAGGAGACCGUGCCCCUCAGCCCAAGAGCCCUUCAUGCCUACGGGAUCCGUGCCAUCUUGCUCCGCUGUGCGGGAUUCAACCAUGUCCAUCUCGAAACUGCCGAAGAGCUAGGCCUCUUUGUGGCGAACGUCCCGGCAUAUUCCCCCGAAGCCGUGGCGGAGUUCGCAGUGGCCCUGAUCCAGACUUUGAAUCGCAAGACUCACCGCGCAUACAAUCGUGUGCGUGAGGGCAAUUUCAACAUCGAAGGUCUCCUUGGGAAUACUCUGCAUGGCAAGACCGUGGGGAUCAUCGGCGUGGGACGUAUCGGACUCGCAGCCGCGCGCAUCUUCCACGGCUUCGGGUGCCGACUACUCGCGCACGACCCCUUUGCCGGCGAAGAGUUCCGCCAGUUCGGGACGUUAGUUGACCUCGACACCCUGCUACAGGAGAGCCACAUCGUUAGUCUGCAUUGUCCCCUCACGGACAGCACGAAGCAUCUCAUCAAUGAAGAGACAUUGGCGCGCAUUAGACCGGGGUCCUUACUGGUCAAUACCUCGCGGGGUGGACUCAUCGAUACCACGGCGGUCAUCCAAGCGCUGAAGACCAAGCAGCUGGGCGGGUUGGCAUUGGAUGUCUACGAAGCCGAAGGCGAGAUUUUCUAUAACGAUCACUCCGGGGAGAUCAUCGACGACGACGUGCUGAUGCGCCUAAUGACCUUCCACAACGUCUUGAUCUGUGGUCACCAGGGGUUCUUCACACGCGAGGCCCUCGAGGAGAUCGCUGAGGUCACACUCGGCAAUUUAUCCGAUCUGGUCUCGGCCCGCUCGUGCAAGAACUCCCUGGUCACGGAGGGACAUGUACUAGUUCCCCUUGAUACAGAGCCGGUAAGGCUAUAA
Messenger RNA from Penicillium mononematosum, 990 nucleotides. Its product is annotated as 2-hydroxyacid dehydrogenase. The transcript is spliced from 2 exons. Gene Ontology annotation, molecular function: D-lactate dehydrogenase (NAD+) activity; NAD binding. The coding region runs from base 1 to 990 and encodes 329 amino acids. NCBI's taxonomy places the organism in Eukaryota, Fungi, Ascomycota, Eurotiomycetes, Eurotiales, Aspergillaceae. The record is from RefSeq and is a predicted model, not a curated record.